UCCAUUUUCACAGCUUAAAGCAAUUACUCCCUUUCUGGGAAAUGAGUCAUUAAUUGUUAAUGGUACUAGAAAACUGCUGGUUCAAUUUUAAUCAUCACCUGUUGCUGUUCAGCAUUUUGGCCUUCCUUCAGAAAAAAACAUGAGCUGGGGAUUCCUGCGAGACAUCCUAAGUGGAGUGAAUAAAUAUUCAACAGGGAUUGGCAGGAUCUGGUUGGCUAUUGUCUUUAUAUUCCGCUUGCUUGUCUAUGUUGUGGCAGCAGAACAUGUCUGGAAGGAUGAACAGAAGGAAUUCGAGUGCAACAUCAGGCAACCGGGUUGUGAAAACAUCUGCUUUGACCACUUCUUCCCCAUUUCCCAGAUCAGGCUUUGGGCCUUGCAACUGAUCAUGGUCUCCACCCCUUCUCUUUUAGUUGUUCUCCAUGUUGCCUAUCGAGAGAGCAGGGAAAAGCGACACAAAAUGAAACUAUACAAGACCCCAGGGAGCAUGGAUGGUGGAUUGUUGUGUACUUAUCUCAUCAGCCUCAUUUUCAAAACAGGAUUUGAAAUUGGUUUCCUGGUUUUGUUUUACAAGUUGUAUGGUGGAUUCAAUGUGCCACGCCUUGUGAAGUGUGACAUGAGGCCAUGUCCUAACACUGUAGAUUGCUAUAUCUCCAAGCCCACAGAGAAGAAAGUCUUCCUCUAUUUUGUGGUGGUGACUUCGUGCUUGUGCAUUGUAUUAAAUGUAAGUGAACUGAGCUAUUUGAUUUUCAAAUACACCAUAAAAUGUUACCUUGAGAGAUAUAACAAGAAAGUUCAAACCAUGAAAAGUGAAUGCCAGAAGCUGAAAUACGUUGAUCCCGCUGAAACAGCAAGUACAGCUCCGUUCCACAGCAAUGCUUCACCAGUGCUCGUCAAUAUGCCAGAUAAACCUGAAAGUAACUUACCUACUGAUUUGAGAGGAUAAAAAUAAUAUUGCCUGAUGUUAAAUAAACUGUUUGAAUUAUUCCUCUUACAUGAGUUCAAAGAAAUCCAUGAGUGGAUAAGGAGGAACUUUUAUUUCUAUCUAGAAAAUAGUGUAUUCUCUUUUUCUCUUAAAAAAAUUGUCAGAUUCCUGGGACUGGUUAGAAUAGAGGAGUGAAAAGGGGAUAUAAAGCCCUACGGAUUAGGUCACUCUGCCAGUUCAAAUCCAGCCCAGGACAAUAGGAGUAACUGAAAAGGGUUGACAACUUAUGGCUGCUAACUGUCCUAUGUGAUUAGGUCACUAUAUGAGUGAUGGGCUGAGCCUAGUUCUGUUUAUAUACUAAUAUUUGUACUAUUUUACAACAAUUAAACACAGCUGCUGGCAGACUGAUACCAAGGACGGACCUAGGUAGCUGUCUAUCUUAGCUACUUAAACAGCACUUAUUGCUGUAGUAGUUGAGCACCUCACAAUCUUUAAUGUAUUUAUAAUUUAUAAUGUAUUUACCUCCUGUGGGGGUAUUUCUGCAAUUUUUAUAGGUGGCAGAAACACAUGGGGAUAUUAAAUAGCUUGCCUAAGAUCAUACAGGAAGUCUGCAGCCACAGGAGGGAAUUGAUCUCAUGUUUCCCAUAUCCCUGACUAUCUCCAUAACCACUGGACCUUCCUUUCUCUCUACAGCUAUAGAGAUUGAAUAACUUUGUCAUCUAUUAAAGCCCUGUGUCUCAGGUUUGGGUUGAGGCACACUAGCUGGGCACCAUGGAUGGUGGUAAGAGGGUUUCAGAACAUGCUUCAAAAUUAUGGUCUUUUAAAGUUAACGUUAUAUAGUUAAACUAGAGGAGAGCUGAGUAUUCCAUGAAGCCUAUCAUUUUCCUGCUAACAGGUAGAAAGCGAGAGAAAUGAGGACAGGAAAAAUUCACUCUCUAUUGAAAUCAAUGGGAAAAGAUGACCAUCGGUCUUUUCAACUUUAAUUUCUAUGGUAAGCAUUUAUGGUUAUGCCUAGGUUCAACUGUUCCAAUUUGUGACUUAUUUCAAUCUUCAUUGAAUUCAAGAUUUAGUACAGUAUAUAUACAUUUAACUGCAGUAAGAUAGUAAAUCGGAGUAGUUAAGUCUUCCUUGCUAUAACAGAUUAAUAGUGCUUUUUCAAUUUUACAGUAGAUAUCAAACUGUGUGUUUUAAGAAGAGGAUCUAUGUGUCCACCCGUCUGUCCAACUUGCUAGGGAUUAGAACUGGUUGAAAUUGUUUGAAAAAUGUUCACAUUGAAAAAUGUACUUGUGCUGAAAUAGAAAUUUUUCAUGGGAAAAUGUGGAUUUUGACAAAAAUUUCAGCUAGAAAAUUCAUAAUAAAAAUAUUUGUUUUGAAUUGGCUUUUGAAAUAAACAUUGAUUUCAACAUAAAAUGUUUUUGUUUUCCAUCUUGGGAUCCCCCAAGCAUUCCCAUGUUAAGGCACUUACAACAUUAGGAAAAAACAUUCAUGAUGACUCUAUUCUCUUUUACAGAGGAAAAGAAUGUCCUCUGAAAAAGGAAGGUAGCCUGUGGUGAUACUCUGUAAAAGAGAAUAUAGUGGACCUUGCCUGCGUCAUCACUGGCUAACACAGACUAUGGUUUAUGUCUCUCCGAUAAAAAAAAUAUCCGGGGGGGG
Messenger RNA from Trachemys scripta elegans, 2575 nucleotides. It is a transcript of the gene GJB7, whose product is annotated as gap junction protein beta 7. Gene Ontology annotation, cellular component: connexin complex. NCBI's taxonomy places the organism in Eukaryota, Metazoa, Chordata, Testudines, Emydidae. Gene Ontology annotation, biological process: cell communication. The transcript has 2 exons. The coding region runs from base 140 to 943 and encodes 267 amino acids. The record is from RefSeq and is a predicted model, not a curated record.